Xylona heveae TC161 is the source of this 3393-nucleotide messenger RNA. RefSeq lists its product as hypothetical. The transcript is spliced from 5 exons. NCBI's taxonomy places the organism in Eukaryota, Fungi, Ascomycota, Xylonomycetes, Xylonales, Xylonaceae. The coding region runs from base 1 to 3393 and encodes 1130 amino acids. The record is from RefSeq and is a predicted model, not a curated record.
AUGUCCCUGGAGCGCUUGGCUGUCGACCGCCAAGCCGACGACCACAAAUUCCUUAGCAAACAGUCAUGGCGAACCAAGCUUCACUCAAAGGAUGAUACCAGCGCAUCUAAAACGGCCAAAAAGGACCAAGAGCGAGCCCAAGAGGUCGCUGACUUCUUGCAACCGUCAAUCGCCAAGGCUCGAGCUAUAUCACCCCGCAUUGAUACCUUGAACGCCCAGAGGUGGCCCGCCGCAGUCGACGUCAGCGGGCAUGAAAAUGAUAGCACCCUCUCCCACGGAAGUGGUCAACGCAAAUUAAAUGCUCGAUCAGGCCGGAAUAAAAUAAACUUGGUUGUCAGAUUUACUGCUUCGAACCCAGAGAUUAUUGGUGAAGGGGGUGACGACGCUGAGCUGCCUCCAAAUGCUGUUUCAAGGCGUGGCAAGGGCUCUCAAAGCUGUCAGGCCAGCACAAACCAGCGUUCAAUUGCGGAUGGUACCCCUGCUGGCUUACGCCAUGCACCGACAAGCACCCCCCAAGACGGGAAAAGAACCAGACAGGAGACGGUCCAUGCCGCACCUGUUCCUCUCAGGCGUGCACCGACGGGCUUCCCGCUUGAUUUGGGAGACCAGCAAAUAGAUCACCCGCCGUUGGGAUCUACCCAUCCGAGUGAAAGCGCUUCCGUUGGAAAUGAUAUGAAGCGGCAAAACGAGCCAAAAUAUAUGCAUCCGCAACCGACCAGGACCCAAAGACCAGCGAUCAGGACGGAGUUUGAAGCAAAAGAGAUUUCCAGGCUUUCUUCUCCAAGCAGGAUACCAUCGUCUCCCUACGAUGUCUCCCCAGUAUCUCCUUUGCAAUCCUCGGAAACAGCGUUUGAUCUAGACAGAAAUUCACCGUCAGGAGCGCAAUUAGAGGAUACGACCGUCUCACCUCUAUCAACUCCGGAGCUCGAGCAAGAGCAGACGAGACGUGGUGCGAUUCCAGCGCGCCCAGACUUCUGCUUGCCGUCUCAGCAGCAGGAUCUACGCGUUCUAGAGCCUGGAAAGGCACCGCAGCAAUCUCAAAGUAUCCAGAAAAUUCCGUCUUCUCCAGAAACAAGGCAGGUGGUAUCAGGUAUUAACGCAGCCCCUCCACCUGCGAUAGCCGCAGGGCCAAAGCGAAGUCCAAAUUGCGGCCCAGUUCUGGAGGACUUUGGCAGGCGUGUUGAAUAUCUUUUCCCGCUGUUCAAUUUGUCUCCAAACUCGCAUGAUCGAUCCUUGAGUGACUGGCUGGUAGCUAGUGUUUGGUGGUUACUGCAGGCUCGCACUCAGCUUGAAGAGACGAUGCGUCUUGCAGCACAGUCUUCGGAAGGCAAGGCUUUCGAAGAACCUCUGCGCCUACGAGCUGAACAAUCCUGGAUCAACCUUGCCAAGUGUUGGUGGAUUGUAAAUACUUUUAUUCCUGUUUCUCUGAAAGAAACCUCACAUGCAAAAUCACCUUCUCGACAAGGGAAGGAUGAUUUCGACAAUGAAUUCGGAGGCAUCCGUCAACAAAUAUUUGACCAUUUAGGUUCGUUAGUGACAUCCGCACAGCGAGGCAAUCUUUUGCCGUCUUCGAGCGAGGCGACCACGCUCAAUCAAAAUAUGAACAUCAAGAUUUGGCUCGAGUACCCACCUUUACCGCGACUUAUUAGUGGACUUUUGAAUCACGGCUCUUCUUCACUGCUAGAAAUGAGCAAAUUUUUGCCGCUUGGAGAUACAGAUCAAACCUACGUCUACGGAAGGAUGUUCGUUGAGGUCACACUUUUACCAGAAAAUGGAAAUGAGUCUACCCGGUUCAUUUGCGCUCUGUCGAUCUUGAGAGACAAAGCUGAAUGGCAGGUAAAAGCGUCAAUUUGCAGCCAGAAUCGACUCGUUCAAAUAUGUAUACAAAAUAACGUCAACUCUGGGCCCACUUGGGAUGAUGUACAUUGGAAGGUCAAGGCGCAUUCUCUCUUGGUACGGAUAGCAGGUGGAACCCAGCUUGUACUCUGUUUGACCGAUAAAGAUUUCAAAAGCCUCUGGGGCAUCUAUCACCACGCGCAAUCUUUCGAAAAGGGUAUCCAAGCUUGUCAUGACGAGGUUAAGGUGCUUCAAACUGCCGUAAAGAGUUGCCAGUAUAGCGAUUCUCCUCAAUCUCAAAAUUUCCCUUCAGGAGUAGUCCCUGGAUGUCGAUUAUAUGUUUUCGAAAAGCUGGCUCCUCGCCCUAGCAGUGAUGCCAUGCAAAGUUAUCAUGGUGGCGGAUUCCGACUCUUGGUGGUAACAAGUCCAGAGUCAAAGGCUGUAUUCCGCCUUGACGUUCGCUUGGGACAUGGUGAGCUUUUGGAAUUUGGCUUUCUGCGCGGCAAAUGCGGCGAGCAUAUCUUAAGGCUUCAGGGCCGAAGAGAUGAUUCAAAAUUUGUAUUUUUGCUUGCGUUCGAGCAGCCUACAGUGUUAUCGACUCUUUGGUCAAUAAUACAUGGUGGCGCGCCGCGAAAAGGGGAGAAUAUGGUAAUUUCUCGCAUACCACUGAAAGGCUUCUCCAUUCAUCCUUGCUUGGAUAACGAUGAAGGAGAAAGCCCGCAUAUCAUGGCACCCAUGACGCUGAACCUGCAGCAAAUUUCGAUCAUUGACGAGGAAGCCAGCUAUUCUCGAUCAAACCCUUCAUCCCCUUCGUCAAGGAAAUUGAGAAUCUGUGCCAAUGGCGAAAUGGGCGUCUUUACGGAUGGUCUUUCCCUAGAAACAGGCCCUGGCGAGCUCAAAGUGCGAAUGAAUGCUCAAAAUAGAACAGAGGUAGAGCUAAUACGGGCGGCCCAAGAGGAUGGGAUUUCAAUGUGCAUUGCAGAAAAUCGAGCACAGACACAGGACCCCAGUUCUCUGCUCAAUCUUCAGCGAAUGAUCAAAAGCUCUUCUACGAUUCGAAAUUACCUGUUUCAAAGUCUUGAAGAUACUCAUAAUUUUCUCCGAGCUCUGACAGGGUUUUCUGUCCUUUAUGACGGUAUUGCUUCUACAUUUGCAAUUUCACGUCGCCGAAUGGUUGUCCCGAUAUAUAAACGCUGGGCAGCCACGGGUCCUCGCAUACAGAUUCUGCGGCAUGAGAAAAUAGUGCAGCUUGUCGCAUUUUUUGAGAAAUUCAAUUACGGAAGCUGUAUGAACUUUCAGCUCAAAGGCACCGAUGUCUUUGAGAAUUUCAGCAAGUCAGGCAAAUUUUACUUAAGAAUAGUAGAUGCAAAAUUCGCUCUGCCUAAGCCUGUGGGAGGAGGAGACUCUGGGUUUGUCUGUCUGGAUCUGCCUGACUAUCCUGGCGAGCACGACGACAUUACUCUUGCAUUUGACGACGAAGCAGAUCGGGACAAUUUUCAAAAGGCAUUGCCAGCGCCUGUAGGCAAAUUCUCCCGGAUUGGCUCGCUGCGGAAAUAA